GAUUCCUCUAACACUUCGUCUCGCCCGCCUCUCCUUCUCUCAUUGUUUCAUUCGUCUCUCAGCUCCACUGAUACGAAUGCUUACUGCUCGACAGCAAUGGCGAUCAAUACUCAUCCAACGUCAGCUCAAGGGCACAAAGCACUCCACUACAAUAUUAUAAGGGUUGUUCGAGAUGAGGACCUGGCAGAACAAAUUGGAAGGGAUAUAUAUUUUGACCUUGUUGAUCAUGACAAAGUUCGUAAAUUCCGUAUUCACGAACAAAUGCCCUUUAAUCUUUUCAAGGAGGAGGUUGCAAAAGAGUUUGGCAUACCUGUGCGGUUUCAGCGUUUCUGGAUUUGGGCCAAGAGACAAAACCACACCUGUCGCCCCCAUCGACCAUUGACACCUGGGGAAGAAUCACAAUCAGUUGGACAAUUGAUAGAGGUAUCAAAUAAAACACACAAUGCAGAGCUAAGGUUAUUUCUGGAAGUAGAGUUUGGGCCGGAUCUACGUCCUAUUCCUCCGCCUGUCAAAACUAAGGAAGAUAUCCUUCUUUUCUUUAAGCUUUAUGAGCCUGAGAAACAAGAACUACGUUUUGUUGGUAGGUUUUUCGUGAAGAGUUCUAGUAAACCAGCAGAGAUUUUAGGAAAAUUAAAUCAACUGGCUGGUUUUACCCCUGAUGAAGAAAUUGAACUUUAUGAGGAAAUAAAGUUUGAGCCCUGUAUCAUGUGCGAACACCUUGACAAGAAGACCUCAUUUCGAUUAAGUCAGAUUGAAGAUGGGGAUAUUAUUUGCUUUCAGAAGUCUACUCCUCUUGAUAGUGAAGAAGAAUGUAAAUAUACUGAUGUUCCUUCAUUUUUGGAAUACGUACACAAUCGCCAGCAGCAACAGCAAGAGGACGAAGAGAUGCUUGUGCCGCACUCGGAUUUGGUCGAAGGUCCUCAGCCAGUGGAAGUAGCCCAAGUGGAGCCAGCUUGUACAGUUGAUGGUCAACCAGUGGAGGAUCUUCCAACAAUGAAAUUCACUUGGACAAUUGAGAACUUUACUAGGUUGAACAUCAAGAAGCACUACUCUGACAUGUUCGUAGUGGGCGGCUAUAAAUGGCGGAUACUAAUAUUUCCCAUGGGAAACAAAGUGGACUACUUGUCAAUGUAUUUGGAUGUGGCAGAUUCCGGGACAUUGCCAUAUGGGUGGAGUACAUAUGCGCACUUCAGCUUGGCUGUAGUUAAUCAGAUCCAUACCAAGUACUCAAUAAGAAAGGACACUCUGCACCAAUUCAAUGCAAGAGAAAGUGACUGGGGAUUCACUUCAUUCAUGCCUCUUGUUGAACUUUAUGGCCCGAGCAGGGGAUAUCUGGUGAACGAUACAGUAGUGGUUGAAGCUGAGGUUGCUGUCCGUAAGGUUCUUGAUUACUGAUCAUAUGACUCGAAAAAGGAAACUGGUUAUGUUGGGCUCAAGAAUCAGGGUGAAAUUUGACGUCAUGCAGUAAACUAUAAAGUGAACUGUGAUAUUUGAUGAGGAUUGAUAUAUUCAUUUACGACUCAAAACUGGUAAGUUUCUAAAUGCACAUAAGGGCACGGAAAGUUUGUCAACAUCGAUCUUAUUCUACCCUAAUGUCAUUCUUAUUUGCAUUCA
This is a messenger RNA of Pyrus x bretschneideri (Chinese white pear), 1614 nucleotides long. RefSeq names its product ubiquitin C-terminal hydrolase 12-like. The coding region runs from base 97 to 1395 and encodes 432 amino acids. Lineage: Eukaryota; Viridiplantae; Streptophyta; Magnoliopsida; Rosales; Rosaceae. The record is from RefSeq and is a predicted model, not a curated record. Gene Ontology annotation, molecular function: protein binding. The transcript is spliced from 13 exons.